This is a messenger RNA of Talaromyces rugulosus, 1443 nucleotides long. RefSeq lists its product as uncharacterized. NCBI's taxonomy places the organism in Eukaryota, Fungi, Ascomycota, Eurotiomycetes, Eurotiales, Trichocomaceae. Gene Ontology annotation, molecular function: transmembrane transporter activity. The record is from RefSeq and is a predicted model, not a curated record. Gene Ontology annotation, biological process: transmembrane transport. Bases 1 to 1443 code for a protein of 480 amino acids. The transcript is spliced from 4 exons.
AUGGAAAGUGAAGGUAGUACUCCUAAGCCGGAGGCAAAAUGUACCUUUGUCGAUUUUGACGGCCCGGACGAUCCAUUGCAUCCUUAUAAUUGGCCGGUAUGGAAGAGGCGUUUAAUAUCGGCGCUUUUAGCCAUUUCGACCAUGUUCGUCGCCAUGGCAAGUAGUAUCUUCGCCACAGCGAUACCUGCUAUCAUGGUGGCAGAGGAUCUCAGCCGCGAGGUCAGUACUCUCGGUGUUUCACUGUACGUCCUCGGCUUUGCAACAGGGCCGAUCAUUUGGGCUUCAUUCAGCGAGCUCAAGGGACGAUACCUACCCAAUACGGUCUCGCUAUUCGGAUUCAUAGUUUUUUCAUUCGCAGCGGCCAGGUCGGGACAUGAUGUUGCUUCGGUCUUCAUUUGUCGGUAUUUUGCCGGUUUCUUUGGCGCAGGGCCUCUAACCUUGACCGGGGCAACAUUUUCCGACAUGUUUCCUCCCCAGGAGGUUGGUACGCUGAUGACCUUGUACUCAUUAACCGUAUUUCUGGGCCCGUUACUCUCGCAGCCCAUUGGCGGUUUCAUUAUUCUGAACAAAUCGCUCGGCUGGCAAUGGACAGAAUACCUUCCAGGAAUUCUUGGCAGCGCUGCGUUUCUCGCCCUUUUGUUUAUACAACAAGAAUCGUAUCAUCCAGUAAUUCUCGCUCGCAAAGCAGACCGGCUACGUCGAGAGACGGGCGACUGGUCCAUCAUAUCGAAACACGACACCAUCGCUAUUGAGCCCCGAGUGAUUGUCCGCGAUUUUCUGCUCUUGCCCCUGCGGAUGCUUGUGAAAGACCCGAUCGUGUUGUGCAUGUGCACAUUUGGAUCAUUUGUAUACGGUCUUCUCUAUCUCUUUCUCACAGCAUACCCGGCCAUCUUCCAGAAAGUCCACCAGAUGAACUCGGGCGUUGGGGGCCUGCCCUAUUUGGGUAUCAUGGUAGGCCAACUCAUCUACGUCGCUUCAAACAUCGUCUUCCGAAAUACAUGGAUUAUGCCGCGUCUGAAACAGAAUCAAUUUCAGAUGGUACCUGAAUGGAAUCUGCCAAUGGCGAUUCCUGGCGCUGCUGCUUUCUCGGCCGGUCUGUUCUGGCUCGGAUGGUCUGGGUACAAGGCCAGCAUUCACUGGAUUGUGCCAACAGCGUCUGGGAUUUUGACUGGCUUUGGCUUGCUUGCUAUGUUUGUGCCGUCGAUUUCGUAUGUUGUCACUGCCAGGCAGAAAAGGGCUGCCUCUGCCGUCGCUGCGCAUGCAUUCCUCCGUUCUUUAUUCGGGGCUGUUUUCCCCCUGUUUUCCACUUUUAUGUUUCAAAAUCUCGGCAUUCAAUGGGCUUGCACUCUUCUCGGCUGCAUCGCAGCCCUCAUGCUUCCUAUCCCGGUGGGCCUCUAUGUUUAUGGCGCGAGAAUUAGAGCCAAGGUCAAGAUUGAGUAUUGA